AUGGCUAAGCAAGAUAGAAUGAUGUGGAUCACUUGCAUAUCCAUCCAGACUCACAACACAGAAACCAAAAGGCUCCACCUCCACACAACCGCUCGACUUUCACCGACUACUACAGCCCAUCCCCAGCACCAAAAAAGUCAAAGCGGCCACCGCCAACCCUGUGCACACGGGCACGCCCGACCCUCGGCUGGCCCCAUUCCUCUUUGGCAGCUCCUUAGGCAGCGCACACUCUUCUCCAUUAAAAAACACCUUAGUCGGGAUUUGGUCUCGUUCAUGGUUUUCGGGAGGAGGGUGCCGUUGUUGCAGCAGGAGGGGAGUCGGCCGAUUUUGUCGUCGUUGGCGGAUUCGGGCGGGAGGUCGGUGAUGACGGGGCGUUUUUCACAGGUGACGGCGGUGGAGAAGUCGAAGUCCUUGUAG
Striga asiatica is the source of this 417-nucleotide messenger RNA. The record is from the annotation of a GenBank genome assembly. Lineage: Eukaryota; Viridiplantae; Streptophyta; Magnoliopsida; Lamiales; Orobanchaceae.